GAAGGUUCAAUAUUUUCGGAAUUUUCACGUGCGGAUUAAUUUUCCGGCCACAGGAAAUCUCUAAUUACUUGGACGAUCGAUAUUGAUGACUAUGUUGUGAUGUCAUUUAGUGACAAUGUCCAGUGUGGAAAAACCAAAACCGAUUUUGCCUAAGAAAGGACAAAUCAUCAUUGAAGACAUCCAGGACUUGGUGUUGUGCAAACCCCGUCUGAUCCCCCUUAAGAGUUUCACUUUGGAAAAAUUGGAGAAAAUGCAACAAGAGGCCCAAAAAUCGCAAUCCCAGCAGAGUCCCAAAGACGAGUAAAAAUGAAUUACGGGCCGCUGAUUUCGAAAAUUUUGCUCUCUUUUAUUCUUGCCUCGACGGUCUUGUACCGAUAUGGGAACUGGUUCAGGCACCACAUUGUGGUGACCUUGAUUGUGCUUCUUGCUUGGUAUUUCAGUUUCUUGAUUAUUUUCGCGCUUCCGUUGGACGUAAUUUCGACGGUUUACCGCCAGUGUAAGGAAGAACAUGACACUUUUGACAACGCCACUUCUUCACUGAUGCAAAAUGUUACAAAUAAAAGUAUUGAAAAGUGUGAGGAGCCGUGGAGUCGAGUCCCUCAUGAGGUUUUUCCGAACUUGUGGCGUACUGUGUAUUGGAGCACUCAGUGCUUAACUUGGCUAGUCAUGCCCAUGAUGCAAUCGUACAUCAAAGCUGGUGAUUUUACAGUCAAAGGCAAAUUGAAAUCGGCUGUAAUCGACAAUGCGAUUUAUUACGGCUCUUAUUUGCUAAUCUGUGGAGUUCUACUAAUUUACUUGGCCCUCCAGCCUGGGAUUCACCUCGACUGGUCAAAACUAAAAGCAAUUGCUUCGUCAGCUAGCAAUACUUGGGGCUUAUUCCUCCUAGUUUUGCUGUUCGGAUACGCUUUAGUUGAAGUCCCUCGAACUCUGUGGAACAACUCAAACCACAGUUUUGUGCUAACACAUUCGUAUUUCAAGGCCGCCAAGCUGAGUUCGGACAAGUGCGAGGCCGAGGAAACCGUCGACGAUGUCCUCGAGUCGCUACAAGCCGUCUCAUUGGCCAUUAAUUCGCGGCAUCCAUUGCACGCCCACUUGGAGACCAUUCUGCAAAAGGUGCCCACGGAAUUACGGGACAGAAUGAACCGGAGGCAGCUCCCCGAAGACACCCCCACGGAUUUACCGAGCGAAAAGGCACUAGUCAGGCUCCACAAGCAAACGAUAAAGUCGCUCCAGGUGUUUCAGAGAACCGAAACACAGUGGAACCUUCUCGUCGAGAAGAUUUUCGAUCUUGAGGACACUAUCAAAAAUCAGAUUUCGCGAGAUAAGCGAUUUAAACGCACAUUCCAAAAACCCCGAUCUCUUUUCAGGAGGUUUUUGUACGUCCCGACAGUUGAGUGGUACUGGAAGUGUCUUUUUUAUGGCUACACGCAAAAAUUAUUGGCUGUUAUGGCUGGGCUUUUUUCGGUGGCUGUGGUUUGGUCCGAAGUGACUUUUUUCAACAAACAGCCAGUUCUCUCGAUUUUUGCCGCUAUUGUUAACAGAGCUAAAGUCAAGUACGACUAUUUUACGAUAGAGUUAUUGUCGACCAUAAUAAUCCUGUACUUAUGCUACUGUGCUUACUCAACGGUCCUCAAAAUAAAACUCCUCAACUUGUAUUACUUAGCACCGCACCACCAAACGAACGAGUACAGUUUAAUCUUCUCAGGGAUGAUGUUGAGCCGACUGACGCCUCCUCUGUGUUUAAAUUUCCUCGGCUUAAUUCACAUGGACAGCCACAUAAUAAAAAAACAAGUCAUGGAGACCCACUACACCCAAAUCAUGGGUCAUAUGGACGUCAUUUCAAUAAUCUCCGACGGCUUCAACGUUUACUUCCCAAUGGCCAUUCUAGUCUUUUGUUUAGCGACGUAUUUCAGCGUCGGCUCGCGCCUUUUAUCAAUGCUGGGUUUCCACCAGUUCGUCGGCGACGACGAAAUGACCACCGACCUGAUCGAAGAAGGCCGCGAAUUGAUCAAGCGGGAAAAACGCAAACGCCAGCGGUCGGAGGAGGCCAGCACGAGACGAACCGAAUUCAGUGAACGGUUCCCGACCACGGGGAGGUACAGGCCCCGGGGAAGCACCGACACGAUUCGUCCAAUGACGCAACUGGAAAAUUUGGACAACACGCGCUCAAAUUUGCUGCAAGAGUCGCACCCGCUGGACUCGUACGAGAGUCGGAGGUACACGAGUGAGGUCGAUACGAGGUUUCCCCCGGAUCAGGACGAUAUCGAUGCGCGGUUCGGCGCCAGCACGAGGAUUAACGAACGGUAUAACAGUUCGCAGGAACUGGAGCCGAGGUUUGCCGACUCGUAUCAGUCGGAUGGUAACUAUAGAAACCGCGUGGGGGCGCCCCCGAGGGGCAUUUUCGACGACGUUUAAGUUGUUUAAGUCAGUGAUGUUUAUUAUAUUGCGUUGAGAAAUUAUAUUUUUAUAUUGUUUAUAAGGCAGUUUGGUUUUUCAGGUUUCAGCUGAAACCCACCAUAGUCAAGUCUUGUAAUAGUAGGUUUUAGCGUCCAACGUUUCACGGUAGUAACUUAUUUCAGUGUAAUCACGAUUUCUUCUGGGUCGGAUUUUUAAAUCAAGUUGGCAACACUAAAUAAUGAGUCGCAGGCCACUUUGAUGAGAAACUUAAUUGAAAGCCUGGCAUUUGUUAUGUAAUAUUCCAAUUACACG
Molecule: messenger RNA, 2709 nt
Organism: Tribolium castaneum (red flour beetle)
Lineage: Eukaryota; Metazoa; Arthropoda; Insecta; Coleoptera; Tenebrionidae
Gene: BBIP1
Product: BBSome interacting protein 1
Biological process (GO): cilium assembly; receptor localization to non-motile cilium
Cellular component (GO): BBSome
Source: RefSeq, marked validated